UUUCAAGUAAUACAGUUAAUUUACGAGCGACAAGUUCGUAAAUGGUUUUGUUUGCCAAUUCUCUCUUUGACUUAGGUAAAAAAAAGAGAAUUUUUGGCUAAAAAGAGAGAAAUGCGACAUUAAUUAACAUAUUUGAUAAGUCGCUUAAGGUGUGGGAGGAAACCGAAAGAGAUCGAGCGAGAGAGAAAGAGGCGCGCUAGUGUCAUAAAGUCGCUAUACUGAUAACUGAAACCCAUUGAAAAGCGAAAGAAAAUAUUGCCAAAAUUGAUAAGCCCUAUCGUAGUAUAAUAAAGUUAUUCAUACUCAUAUGCACAAAGCAAGUGUUUCCGAUUUCUGACCAUUAGUCGAGUUUCAGCUCUCUAGAGUGAGGUAUAUCCUACGUUAAUUCCUCAAAAGUCGAUCAUUAUUUUUAAAUAUAAUCUACGAGUAAUAAAAAAUCAAAGAAAUUUGGUGUAAAAAAAGCUGACUAAUGACCAUAAGGCCGUAAAUUAACAAGAGUGCAAAGGGAAUUAAUACUAACUACUAAAGAAAGAAGAAAAACAUAAAUGAAAAGAAACAUAUUGUUGAUAAGGUCGAAAAUUCGAACCAAUUCGCUUAAUUCAACUUCUAUUUCGCAAGCGAUAAUAAUUUAAAAAGAACAAUAAAAUGUAUAUGCUUUUUAAAAUAACUAUAAUUAUAUUGAUUUUACAUGAAUCACCUUCGAUAAAUUUGAGCGCACCGAGAGGUAUAAUUAUUGUUAACGGUGAAACUAAGAACUUACCAGAAAAUAACUUGGAUGCAGCUCCUGAUGAAUCCAUAGAAUCUCUAGAAGUUAUUGAGAGACGUCGCAAACAAGGUUCCCAUUUGCGAGAAAGCUUAACUGCGGCCUUUUCGAGUAUUUCGCAGGACAAUGGUGAUGAAAAGGAUAGCACUGAUACCUUAGGGGACACAGAUCUUAAAUCGCUAUUCGUUAAAUACGAUACUGACGAUGGAAAUACAUGUCUUUUGGAUACUAUAAAACAGGAUAUCUUAUGGUGGACAUUUCCCAAUGGAACACUUAAAGCUGCAAGUGCCAGAUACUCGGCAAAUAGAUAUUUGGAUCUUUCGUAUGGAAAUAUAUCUGACGAUCUGGAUUUGCUGCACAAAACGAAGACGGCUGGCAGAUAUAUCUUCCAAAGAGUACAAGCCUUCUCGGCUGCCUACAAUAGGCUAAACUCAGCACCUUACUUGACUCUAAGCUCAAUGAAGGGAUCACUCAAGUUUUUAUCAUUGCAAGGAAAUCAGUUUGCGGCUAUUUCAGCAGAUGCCGAGGCUAUUGAGCGGUUCUUCCAAGACACUAAACCGACCAAUGUUACACAAAAUAAUUGCGAUGAAUUACUCGCAAAUAAUACAAAAAACAUUGAUCUAUAUGAUCGGGAUUGUUUUUUAAACCAAGAAAACACGCAAAAACAAACAAACACAUCAAACACACACGAUUUCAUCUAUGAGGAUUAUAUACGAAAACUUCAGAUAAUGCACAAGAUAUUUGGUACAUCAAAGGAGAGCAUUGCUUGGGCUAGCUUUCCCAAAUUGCCGUAUCUCUUGGAGCUUGAUAUCAGUAACUGCAGCAUCGAGUAUGUGAACAGACGGGCAUUUCGAAAUGUGACAAACCUUCGGAAACUUUUUAUAUCGAACAACAAGAUAAUGACCUUAGAGGCUGAUACCUUUUACUAUCUUCAGGGAGUGCAAUAUUUGGAUCUAUCGUUUACAAACGUUUUGAAUUAUAACUACCAAUUCUCGAUGCCCACAAUAGAAGUGAUAUUGAAUCUAGUUUACGGUCUAAAGAUCUAUCAAACCGCCUUCAAACUAUUGCCAGAACUUAUAUAUCUAGAUCUAUCGCACUCAAAAAUUACACGCAAUAGUGCGGUUGCGUUCACACAUCUGGGAAAUAAACUAAAGUAUCUCAGUUUAUGUUAUACCUCGUUCCCGAUGAUGAGCAACGGCCUUUUCAAGAACACAGUCCUCGAAGGGCUCGAUUUAUCUGGCAAUUCAUUUGUAUCGUACAACAUUGUAGAUGAUGCCUUCGAUGGGAUUGGAGACACACUGAAGUGUCUUUACUUUGAGCACUCUAAUCUAAGGGAUUUAAGUUGGUCAAAACCCCUGAAAAAUCUUCAAGUGCUUGGCCUGGCUGGUAACAAUAUAAACGCCUUGUCUGGCGAUAUAUUCCACUCGUUGGCCAGCUUGAAGGUACUUGAUCUCAGCUCAAAUCACAUUGGCAAUUGGUAUAAGAGUGUGUUUCGCAACAAUUCGGCAUUGCGGGUUCUCAACUUGCGCAGCAACAACAUCAACAUGCUCACCACAGAGAUGUUAAAGGAUUUCGAAACACUCGAGUAUCUCAGUCUCGGAGAUAACAAUUUCUUGUGCAACUGUAUUCUACGGGAGGUCGUCGAAGUGGCUGCAAAUAAUAAUAAGGAAGCCAAUUGCUCCUACGAGGUUCUACAGCACCUUGCGGCAGAGUUACUCUUCUCAAAUGACAGUAAUUGGACUCAAUUAAGUAAUAUCUUUAGCCAGCACAUUGAGCAAAGUUUUUGGAAGAGUCGCUUUAUUCCAAGGCUCAUUGAAAGCUAUAAAAACAUCAAGGACUUCAAGCACCUGAAUAAGAUAAGAAAACUUCGCUUUCUAACCGAAGACUUCCGGACUACAGUCUGCCCUCCCCCAGCAAAAAAGACAUUGAAUGAUACAACUCUGAAAUUUCAGUUAUUGGAUUAUGAUGCUAAAAAUUAUUGGUGCUUCAAUGAGACGGAACAACUGCAGGUGGAUCAGUUGAACUGUCAGGUUCGCAUUUGGACAGAUGUGGAAUCGCAAAUCCAUAACACCAUUAAGAUAGUAACUGCCGUUGUUGGCAGCAUUCUCGGUGCAUGCAUUUUGGGAUUUAUCAUCUAUCUGAAGCGUUGGCACAUCCAUUAUUAUUAUGCAUCGCUUAAGUCUGCGGCACUUUUAUCGAGAGCUUCAAAGGAGUCUCUCGAUAAGUUCCAUCAUCUUAACGAACAGGAUCACAAUUUAAUCUAUGACAUCUUCAUAAGCUAUUGUCAAAAUGAUAGGAAAUGGGUAUUGGAAGAACUGCUGCCUAAUGUGGAAAAAUCUGGAGAUAUAUCAAUUUGCCUUCACGAACGGGAUUUUCAGAUUGGCGUAACCAUAUUGGAUAAUAUUAUCUCAUGCAUGGAUCGUUCACGCUCUCUAAUGUUAUUAAUAUCAUCAAAGUUUCUGCUCAGCCAUUGGUGUCAAUUUGAAAUGUAUUUGGCCCAACAUCGCAUCUUUGAAGUCAGCAAGGAGCACUUGAUACUUGUUUUCCUGGAGGAUAUUCCACGAAGAAAAAGGCCAAAAACAUUGCAGUAUUUAAUGGAUAUAAAAACCUAUAUUAAGUGGCCAAGUAAAGGUAGUAAACAGCCCACGAUGGAGGAACGCAAAUUGUUCUGGAAGCGCUUAAGGAAGUCUCUGGAGUUUAUUGGCAUUGGUACAAAAGAUUCCAAGGCCUAAAAAUACAGAAGAGGCAUCAAAGUUUAUCCCAAACGUAUUUAACUAUUCUAGUCAGCUUAUUAAGUACCUGAUUUAUAUAAUAUACAUACACAAAUAAAACAAUUUUAAUUUAAUUUA
This is a messenger RNA of Drosophila innubila, 3612 nucleotides long. RefSeq names its product toll-like receptor 13 (gene Toll-9). NCBI's taxonomy places the organism in Eukaryota, Metazoa, Arthropoda, Insecta, Diptera, Drosophilidae. The transcript has 6 exons. Gene Ontology annotation, biological process: toll-like receptor signaling pathway; immune response; inflammatory response. Gene Ontology annotation, molecular function: transmembrane signaling receptor activity; protein binding. The record is from RefSeq and is a predicted model, not a curated record. Bases 646 to 3495 code for a protein of 949 amino acids. Gene Ontology annotation, cellular component: membrane.